AUGUAUGCAUUUGUUAAUGGAAACGUAAUUUACGAUUGUUUUGCAAAUGCUGAAAGAGAGGUUAUCGUAGACAAAAAACAAGACUAUCAUCUUGAAUAUGCCUCCGAAAAUAGAACACACACUGUUGUAGUAUUCAGCAGAAAACUUGAUACUUGUGACACACAGGACAAAGCAAUAACGGAGAGCACAGUUCGAGUGAUAUGGGCAUUUCACAGUGAAGAUGUUGGAGAGACAUUUUUACAGUAUCAUGGACAGAAUCGUGGAAGAAAGAGUGUACGAUUACUUCAUCCUGGAAAAUCAACCCCCAUUGAUAAAAAUACCUUGUAUUUUGACAUAAGAAAUAGGAAUGUAAGCGUACCAGAGAAGGACACAACUUACUGGUGUGAAAUGUUUAAAUUUCCUGUACUCGAUGCAAAACACCACAUUAUAAAGUUUGAACCUGUGAUUCAGCCUGGCCAUGAGAAUUUGGUGCAUCAUAUUCUUCUCUACCAGUGUGACAGUAGUCAAAAUGACAGUGUUCUUCAAAACGGUCACGAGUGCUACCAUCCAAACAUGCCUGAUGCCUUCUACUUAUGCGAUGUUGUCAUUUCUGCCUGGGCAAUUGGAGGAGAGGGAUUUACAUAUCCGCCUCAUGUUGGGUUUUCAAUUGGCACAACAGGUGAUCCAAUAUAUGUGCUGCUGGAGACACAUUAUGAUAAUCCAACUUAUAAAGAAGGACUGACUGAUUCUUCAGGACUAAGACUGUUUUAUACACCUGAGCUGAGGACAUAUGAUGCUGGUAUAAUUGAAACGGGAGUAUGGGUCAGUCUUUACCAUAUGAUACCGCCACAUGUUCCAGCUUUUGUGUCUGAAGGACACUGCCCUUCAGAAUGUGUGACUGAGGUCUUAAAUGAGGAAAUGCCAUCUGGAAUAAAUGUAUUUGGUGUGUUCCUGCAUGCACACCUUGCUGGUCGAGUGUUGAGAACAAGGCAUAUAAGAAAAGGAGUUGAACAAGAAAUUCUGGCAUAUGAUGAUGAGUUUGAUUUUAACUAUCAAGAAGCUCAUCUUUUAAAAGAGGAAAGAGUCCUUUUGCCGGGAGACAGUUUGAUCACAGAGUGUCAUUAUGAUACCUCAGAUCGUACACAUAUGACAUGGGGAGGAAUAAGUACCCGUGAUGAAAUGUGCUUGUCAUAUUUGCUAUAUUAUCCAAAAAUAAAAUUUGCUCGAUGUCAGAGUAUACCAGAGAUAAUAGAACAACUAAACUUCAUUGGAGUUGAAGAGAUAUACCUGCCUGUCUUGACAUGGCCAUUCACCAUAAAGAGCCCAGAAGAGUACAACAAUCUUACGUUUACUGAUGCCAUGGAUACAUUUGGCUGGGACAGAAAUAAUGCCACAAGAUUUAACAAAUUUGUGCUUACUGUACCAAUAAAUAUCCGAUGCACUAAGGGAGGUGAAGAAAACUGGGAGAACCAUGGAAUUCUUUUAGAUGCUCCUGAAAUUAACAGACCCUUCAAACAUCCAUCCCUGGAAUGUAGUGCCCGAAGUUUGUGUUCCAGUUUCUUCUUAAUGGCAGCAUGUAUUAUAAAUGCCCUAGUAUAAGAAAGUGUGUUUGUAUACAAAAAAAAUUCUGUAUAUGAAUUCUACAAUAAGUAAAGAAAAACUUUUUAAUCAUUUUGUAAGUUAUUAGUCUAUUUGCAUUACUGCCAUCCUGCUAAUUGUUUGUAUAUUAGUCAUUUAUCUGUAUAGGAUACUUAUUCUGUUUUAAUUUCAAAUACAGGCAGGGUACAAUAAUGUCUUAUUCAGAUAUUAUAAAGUUCACCAAAUGUUCAGUUUAUGAGGCUGCCUGAUUAUAGGGUAUGUGGUCUUAUGUAUUUCUUCAGGUUCCACUAGAAAGGUUGAGUUAGAAACUGGCAAAGAACCAAGUUGCCAAUAGCAAAUGGCUAGAAAUGCAACACACUAAGUCAACCUUUAAGAACCCCCAUGCAGAUACACACACACACACACAC
Messenger RNA from Protopterus annectens (West African lungfish), 1985 nucleotides. It is a transcript of the gene MOXD1, whose product is annotated as monooxygenase DBH like 1. Bases 1 to 1578 code for a protein of 525 amino acids. Gene Ontology annotation, cellular component: secretory granule membrane. Lineage: Eukaryota; Metazoa; Chordata; Ceratodontiformes; Protopteridae. Gene Ontology annotation, biological process: octopamine biosynthetic process; norepinephrine biosynthetic process; dopamine catabolic process. Gene Ontology annotation, molecular function: copper ion binding; dopamine beta-monooxygenase activity. The record is from RefSeq and is a predicted model, not a curated record. The transcript is spliced from 12 exons.